GCUUGUGGGAGUGCGCGCGUUUUCUCGAUUGUCAGUGUCAAGUCAAGAAAAUCUUAUCGUUUUCAUUACUAUUUUAUUCUUUUGAUUUGUAAAUAAAUAUGCAGUUAAUACAAGAUUAACUAUCUUUAAUCUACUUUUCAAUCUAUUAUUGUACUAUACUCACUGUGCUAUCUCUUAAAUAUCACAGUGAAUUUGUUUAAACCUAAUACCGAUCUUCCCUUAACAAAAAUCAUUACUCAAAAAUGAGUAACUCUGCAAUAGAUAAUACUUGGACUAAAGAUUUAAGAGAAACCCUCAAUGACAAACGCAAAGCAACGAAAGAAAGAAUAUUGUCACAGUCGGACAGCAGCAGAGAAAAUUCACGCAGUAGGAAAAGGGCAAAACCCAAUGAGAAAUCAAGCGUUGAAACACGAGCAAGUAAACCAAAGAAGCCUGUUGAACUAGAGACUGACCCAUUAAUGUUGCAAAGAAGACAGAAACAAAUUGACUAUGGAAAAAACACAACUGGCUACCAUAACUAUUUGCAGCAAGUACCUUUAGACAAGCGCACUAAGGAUGACCCAAAGACCCCUGAUAAAUAUUCAAAAUACAGCCGCAGGUCAUGGGACCAAUUGAUCAAGAUAUGGAGGUUGAAGUUACAUGAGUAUGAUACUGAUGGAGCCAAGUCAAACACUGGGUCUAACUCUGGCUCUGUGGCCGGUUCCGCUACUUAUUCUGAUGAAGAAGAGGAAGAGGGUGAUAAUGAUGAGCAAUAGAUAUUUUAGUUGUACAUAAUUAGAUUAAUUAGGCAUAGGAGUUCUUAAAACACCAUACAACUUCUGCAAGAAUGCUGUUGAAUUCAAGGU
Molecule: messenger RNA, 845 nt
Organism: Cydia splendana
Lineage: Eukaryota; Metazoa; Arthropoda; Insecta; Lepidoptera; Tortricidae
Gene: Slbp
Product: histone RNA hairpin-binding protein
Exons: 5
Coding region: 243-755 (170 amino acids)
Biological process (GO): mRNA 3'-end processing by stem-loop binding and cleavage; mRNA transport
Cellular component (GO): histone pre-mRNA 3'end processing complex; cytoplasm
Molecular function (GO): mRNA binding; histone pre-mRNA stem-loop binding
Source: RefSeq, a predicted model, not a curated record